This is a messenger RNA of Drosophila guanche, 698 nucleotides long. RefSeq names its product neuropeptide F. The coding region runs from base 165 to 482 and encodes 105 amino acids. The record is from RefSeq and is a predicted model, not a curated record. NCBI's taxonomy places the organism in Eukaryota, Metazoa, Arthropoda, Insecta, Diptera, Drosophilidae. The transcript has 3 exons.
GGCCAACAUUUAUUCACCAUUUCGUCCGCUGUUUACACACUCCGCUGCCGGUGACCAAUUGCAUUGUGCAAUCUCCCUCGCUCUCUCAUUGUGUGAUUACAUUUCACGACCAUUUGCUAAAUACUCAACUGUGUGGCGGUAAUUUUGACCAGCAAUUUUGCAUCAUGUCCAAUACAAUGCGUUGCAUUCUGAUUGUCUGCGUGGCACUGGCACUGAUCGCCGCCGGCUGCAACGUGGAGGCAUCCAACUCGAGGCCACCGCGCAAGAAUGACGUCAACACCAUGGCGGAUGCGUACAAGUUUCUGCAGGAUCUGGACACGUACUACGGGGACAGGGCACGCGUUCGCUUCGGCAAGCGAGGCGGUCCACUGAUGGAAAUGCUGCGAAAUCGCGAGCUGGAAAACAAUAUGCCCAAAAAUCUCAACAGCGGCGGGGACUUGGUAAGCAAAAUCCGCGCCCUGGAUGACGAGGAGAUAUUCUAAGCCCAAGAACCGCGACGACGAUUUAAACUCAUUUAUUUGUUGUUACUCCAAUUGUUUAUACUAUUAUUUGGUGCAUCUUUUUUGUCGGGGCAAUAGUUUAACGCAUGUUGAGAAAUUUAGUUGUAGUUGCAGCUGCACACCCAAUACUUACGGAUAGAUAUAUCUUCCAGCUCUAGUCUUGAUGUUAGUUGAAUAAAUGACACGUAUGAAAUAUUC